Molecule: messenger RNA, 2452 nt
Organism: Chrysoperla carnea
Lineage: Eukaryota; Metazoa; Arthropoda; Insecta; Neuroptera; Chrysopidae
Exons: 8
Coding region: 47-1216 (389 amino acids)
Source: RefSeq, a predicted model, not a curated record
UUUAAAUUUAUUAUUUGUGAAUUAUUAAAAUAUUUAAUAAAUAAAAAUGGGAGUCAAUUGUGGUGUACCUGGAUGCGAAAGUAAAGUGAGUGAAACAAAAAUGCAUGUGUUACCUGGCGAUAAUCGAUUUAAGAUUUGGGCUACAUUCAUUGGACGUCCGGACUUGGAUAUUUCAAAACGAAAAUCUUACCGUAUUUGCGAUAAACACUUUCCGGAAGAAAUGAAAUAUGCUACAUUUCACAAUGUUACAAAUCUUAAAAAGACUGCUUUGCCGGUUAAUAAAGAAGUCCAGAGAAAUGCAGAUGUGGAAGAGGCGUAUUCUUCUUUGGAGGUGAAUGUUUCAAGGCCAAAUGAAUUGGUUCAAGAACCUGGUAGUUUGAAAGAAUUAGCUGUUCCUGGUCCGAGUCGUUUGGUUCAAGAAAAAUCACCUCCUAGAACACCUGUGUCUCUACAUGGUGCAGAGUAUUUGGACUCAUUAACAAAAGUUAGAUUGUCGCCUCAGAAAAAGCGAUUGUAUAUUACAGCACGAAAAUUUCAACGGCGGGCAUCAUACCAGCUUCGCAAGUCGUUAAAUUUUCAAGCUCGCUUAAAAAAAGCAGAACAAUUCUCGUCGCAAGCAAGUUUCAACAAACUUACAGAAACUCUGAACGAGAAUUGCAGAAAGUUUUUUUUGAGUCAGAUUAGUUGCUCAAAAAAGAAAAUGAAGGGGCGUCGAUUUUCCACAGACGACAAGGUUAUGUCUCUGGCUUUGUUUAAACAGAGCCCAAGUGGAUACAGAUUGCUAUCCAAGAUAUUUGCGCUUCCGUCAAGAGUCACCCUGAUGAAAUUUUUAAACCGCUUACCCGUGUCACCAGGACUUAAUUUGGAAAUCUUUAAUGGACUUAGUCGAAUGGUGAAUAGACUCGAUCCUUCAAACCGGACAUGCGUCUUACUUUUUGACGAAAUGAGUCUAUCACGUAAUUUGACGUAUAAUGUCCAUAAAGAUUGCGUUGAAGGUUUUGAAGAUUUUGGGGAUCACCAAACCGAUAAGAUUGCGGAUCAUGUACAAGUUUUUAUGUUAAGAGGAAUUGUCCAAAAUUGGAAACAGCCGGUGCUAUAUCAGUUCGUGAAUGGAGCCGCAAAAGGGCCACAAAUAGUAAAGGCCAUUAAAGAAAUUAUUUUGGCUGCUCAAAAUGCUGGAUUUAAUGUUGUCGGUACUAUUUGUGACCAAGGGUGAAAUAAUAUCAACGCGAUCCAUCGUUUACUAGAGGAUACGCGGGGAAAAUAUUUGGCCCGAGGUGAGGAACUCAGGCAUCAAGUUUUUGAAAUUGGAGAUUCAACAAUAAUUCCUCUCUUUGACACUCCCCAUCUCUUAAAAGGUAUAAGAAAUAAUUUGUUAACAAAAAAUAUUUCAUUCCAGAUCGACGGUGAAAAAAAAGUGGCGAAGUGGAACGAUAUCCUGAAGGCAUGGACAUUGGACUCUCCAAGUGGCGAUCUUAGAGUCAUGCACAAGUUGACGGAGCAUCAUGUCAAUCCAAAAAUUUUAAAAAAAAUGAAAGUUUCUGUUUGUGCCCAAAUUUUUAGUCGUUCAGUUGCGGCAGGAAUCAAUUUAAUGGCCAAAAGUGUAAAUGGACAAUAAUUUUUAAAAUUUGAUUUUCUACAUUUCAUCACUAGCAAAGUGUAAUUCACUAUUGGUGAAACGAAAAUGGAGAGGCGCGCUACAGAAACGGCAGUUUUUUUAAAAUUUAUGGAUGAUGUGUUCGAUAGCGUCAAUGGUUGCGGACCUUUCAACGAAGGAGGAAAAAAACUCAAAACUCAGAUUGAUCUUAAGGAAGGGGAUAGCUUACAAGUAAAGUUUUGGAGAGAGGCUAUCCCCAUUUUCAAAAGUAUGGAAUGCCACGACUCGAGUGGAAGACGAAUGACACGCCCACCGACUUUCAAAAAUUGGGUGUUUACGUUGACAAAUUUAAUUUUACUGACGAAUAAAUUAAAGGAUCUUGGAAUAAAGACGUUGGUUCCCAGGUUUUUGAACCAAGAUCCUUUAGAGAAUUUUUUCGGUAAAGUUCGUCAACGAGGAAGUCGGUGGUCGAAUCCAUCGUGCCAUGCUUUUGGACCGUUUUACAAAUCUCUUCUGGUCACUAACUUAGUUAGUAAACAUUCUGUGGGAGGGAAUUGUGAAGAUGAUGGGUCGGAUUUGCUGAUUCCAUUGCAAACAUUUAUCCUACAGAGUGAAGUUUUGAGUAAUAUUUUCAAUGAUUUAGAAAAAAAUGCUAUUGCAUAUGUAGGCGGGUACAUCUUAAAAAACAUUAAAAUAAAAAAGUGUGAGAAGUGUAAGUAUAAUGUGUUUUUGCAGCAGGAGGAGGAAAAUGAAUUUUUAAAUUUUGUGCGCGAAAAAGAGUUUGGGGGGGCCGUUGCUACUAGGCUUAAUUAUAUAAAUAGUAGAUUUUUAUUAAAUAUGACUAAGGCGUAUAAU